AAAGUACCGAGGAAGAUCAUGGAAAGCCCUUUAAACUUCCUGUAGAUUCUGGACUUUACCUUCAACCUCUUUCACACAUAUUCCCUCCACCUUAAUUCCCAAGAAUGAGGAAUUUGGAUUGGAACCAAGCAUAAUUUCAAGAAGCACAGAGAUCUUGCCCUUUUUGGGAUUGCAGGUGUCUGACAAGUCCCAUCAAUUCACUUGUCAGAUGCAGCCUAGAUAGCUGCAAAUUUCUCAGGUGGGAGACUUUAUGGAUCAGGUUAUGGCUAUGUUCACUUGAAGGCAAACAUACUUGGAACAUUCAUAGAAAACAGCCCACUAAGCUUGCAGACUUAAAGCAGCCUUAAUGACAUACAGCACCCAUUCUCUGAUAAGCUGCUCACCACAAAGGCCAGGGAAGCUGAAAAAGGAGAACCGAAGUCUCACUGUGUAUCUGAGUAACUGGUUUCAGCACUGCAGAUGGUUCAACCCAAAUUAUACCAAUCAGGAUGAAAACAAAUUUACUCUUCAAAUAUCAGAACACCAUACCAUCUCGGAGUAUGAAAAAGCUCGCUGUACUAUUUCAAUAGAAAAUUGAGGUAGAGAUAUGCAGGAUAAGUUAAAAUUAAAUUGAUAUGUGGCAAAUUCAAGGAGUAAGGAACCUUGAAACGAUCCUGGUUUUCUAUCACCAAAAUUGUUGACAACUUAUUGGGCACUUUAUAAAACAUUAGGCUAAACAGAAUGUGACUAAAGAACUCCCCAUUCAGAACUCAAGGUAUGUGUAGGAAGAUAAUUCUCCACCAUCACUUUCCUGGCCUAUCCCUAGGAAACCUAGAACUUCUACUCAGAAAGAGAAGUUCAGUAGGAGCAAAAAGCUGUCUCAAAUGGUGACUCUACCAAGAACACAGUCACUCUAGGAAAAGAACUAAGCAACAGAGCUUCUUCAUUUUCCUACUUUAGAUGACCACUGGGACUCUCAAGGGUUAUCCAGGAACGCUUUGGAUCCAACGUAGUGGCAGUGCCUUUCUUGUCAGACGCAGCCUUCUAUGACCUAUUGGGCGUGCUAGUGAAACAGUCCCGGCCAGCCCACUACCGCCUGGCUUUGCCAGGUCGGCAGGGCCGAAGGGCACUGGAACCAAUGGGACUGCUACCAAACCUCCUAGAACAAGCAGGAUCUGAGAGUGCCUUUACCCACUGCACUCGGGAAUACUCACCAAAUGGCCGAGCAGAGAUUACCUAUGAAGAGAUGCGACUGUUGGAUGGGCAGCCCUGCUGGAUCCGCCUACAUACAGGUGGCCUUCGCAAGAAGGUUGCUUUCCUGUUGCUGCCACCAGGGCAGGUGAGCCUACAGCAGAAUCUUCCCUGGCUCCGAAGCACCCACAGCAUCUAUGUCAUCUACCAGGUCUUCUCUUGCUCCUGGCUGCGCCUGGAGCUGUUGCCUACAGCUGGUGAGCCCCAGCUGCUCCAGUUACAGCAAUCAUUGCCUGUUGCUUUCUCCUGCCUCAAGUUUUCACUGCAGCCCAAGGGUGUGCUGGGACCACAGAAACCUCUGACCAAAGAUCCACUUCCUCGUGCAGCCAAAUGGAUUAGACCCAACCCUAGCAUCAUGCCAACUCUGGCCCCAUCAGCACCUGCUGAUACCCCCAAAGCUGCUGAUGGGCCCCCAUCCACCCCAGCCCCACCUACACCACCUCCCCAGGAAGGACUAGAAGGCAGACCCAACAGAUUCUCCUACAAGGGCCGAAACCCCUUCCGGAGAGGGCCCCAGAUGCUGUCAGGUAUUGCUAGGGGAAAUGAUGAAGUGAUGGGAGGGACAGAGUGGAGGGGGAAAGGGGGUAUGGCGAGUAUAAGCCAGGCAAGUGUGGAGCACCCAAGAUUGUACAUCCCUGGUGAAGGGGAUGGCAUAAGGGACCCAGGGGAGGGUCAAUCAGAAGCACGGCCCUGGUACGGGGGUGGGGUCAGCAGAGAGAACCAGAGGGAGGGACAGGGGAAUCAGAAAGACAAGGGCAUGAGUCAAGCUGUGACUAUCCCAACCCUGGCAGAGAACUGGCUCUUCGGUCCCCGAAGCCCCCCACCAGAAGCCCAGGGUGGGGAUCCCGGGGACCCAGAUCGGCACUCCAUGUCCCUGCCCCUGCUGCAGGGUCUGUCCUCGGAGUUCGACAGCGACGACUGAAGUUGAAGCGACAGAUCCAGCGGGCAAAGCCCCCAAGAUCUGGCAAAGGGACACUGGUCCCCAAUAAACAUCAGCUGCUGUUCCCCAAAGCCAUCCUGGGCCUACGUUGUUUCUUCCUUCUGUGGUCCAGAGGCAGGGGAAGAGUUCCCACUUUUUUCCCUUGGCUUCA
Messenger RNA from Heterocephalus glaber (naked mole-rat), 2321 nucleotides. The record is from RefSeq and is a predicted model, not a curated record. Lineage: Eukaryota; Metazoa; Chordata; Mammalia; Rodentia; Bathyergidae.